Moneuplotes crassus is the source of this 1318-nucleotide messenger RNA. NCBI's taxonomy places the organism in Eukaryota, Ciliophora, Spirotrichea, Euplotida, Euplotidae. The record is from the annotation of a GenBank genome assembly.
UUAAUUUUAACGUGGCGUACUAUACAGAAAGUUUGAUAUGGGAUUUAUGCAAGAUAAGGUUGAACUAUUCAGUGGCAGGGUGGUCACAGAAACAAUUAGGCAAUGGCUUGUUCUACUAUCAACUAUAUGACUUGUUAUCUUAUUAAACAUUUCAUGAGUGGUGAUCAUAAGAAACUCGCGUAAAAUAUUCUCAUCCGAUGUGCUCAUGCUUCUACUAAUCCAGAUAAGAAUAGUAUUGCUGAUGAUAUUUGAGUUCCUUGUGCCUAACAGGUUCCUUGUAUUUCUAGGGGAACUAUUUUAUUUAGUUUUGCUUACAAUUAUCUUUCUCAUGUUCAUCAGGAAUAUAUCCUCCAUUCAGCAUAACUUAACUAGAGGCUAUAAACUUUAUUUUGGUUGUUGCACAGCUAUUAUUCUGGCAAUACUGGUGAUGGGUAUCAUAGAGUAUGAGAAGGCUUUUGAUUGCUCGAAAAAUUCUGAAGGAUAUACUCAGUACCCGAAUCAUAUUCUUCAUGGUCUAGAGCUUCUCUUGGUUAGUGUUAACCUUUUUCUCACUUUUGUGAUUUUGAAAAAGCUCCAGAGAGCAAGAAAUGAGAGAAGAUUAAGCAACAGCCAGAUAGAUGCAGAUACUGAAUAUUGCUUUGAUGUGACUUCAAGUAUGAAACAGAGUCAAGUUAAAAUGUUAUCUAUCAGUCUCUUUAUAUUUACUCUUUUGCGAGUCACAUUUUCACUUAUUGGUGAUGAAGUGUUAUUCAAAAGAGGAGGAUUUGAAUGAAAAGAGCCAGGCUAUUACAGGCCGCAAAAAGACAUAUCAGCACUAUAUCUUUUCAUUACAAGCUUUGCUUCUAUCUUUCCAGCUUUCUUUCUCUUGUACAUAAUAUUCUGGAUUCCUAAAAAGGAAGGAAAGCUUUCGAUGAGCUUUUUCCAAAAAGAAAAACUGAGAAUUAAUAAAUUCGAGGAUACUAUAAAAUCUACAUCUUCGUACGUGAAUAAUGAUAUUGAUGUUUCUCAUAUAACUUCUCCCUUCUUGGGUAAGAAAAGAGAUCAUGGGUUUCCUUCAGAUAAUAGCCACCUCCAGGGAAUUGACUAUUCAGCACAUGAUGUCUAUGACAGAAAUUAUACUGAUAAUGGAGACCAUUCUCAUGUUGCUGAGGAUUUCAAGUCCUGCUUUGAAGAGAGGAUGAAAUCAGCAAUGGAUAAAUCAGUAGCUGAUAAGAAAACAGAAGAUCCAUGGAGAAAUGCUUCCAGAGUCAGAAAGGUCCCUGCUACGCAAAGAUCAUAUGCUGAAAAAUCGGACUCAUCUCUUCCAAAUUUCCAUUAA